AUGGUUUCUAUACCUUCUUCAUUUGUCUUUAUCCAUAGUGGAAAACAAUAUUUUAGAACACCUAAUAUUAAAUAUGAAAAACCAUCGAAACAAUUUAUUGAAGAAAAAUUCAAUAAAAUCUAUGGAAAUUUCUCUCAAUGGAAUUUAACAUUAUGUAGUCAUACAUCACAUCAUCGUGGACCACAUCAAAAAGUAAUUGCUAUUUCAGUUUAUGGAAAACAAUCAAAAUUUACUAAUAAUCCAAUGUAUUCAUGGGAAACAAAUAUUAUACCAUUUUUUGAACUUCUUGUUGAUGAAAUUAGUACAUUACUUCCACAAUGGAUUCUACGUGUUUAUAUUGAUUUUACUGGUAGUACUACAUCUGAACAAGAAUAUUUUUAUAAUUUUUUAAAUGUUGAUAUAUGUGAUAUGAAUAAUAUUCCUAUGUUUGGUUCGUCUUUACAUAAAUUUCUACCUAGUAAAAUGUGGCGAUUUUUACCAAUAUUUGACCCGUACGUUGAUUAUUUAAUAUCACGUGAUCUUGAUUCACCAAUAAUUCGACGUGAAACAGAAACAAUUAAUAUGUGGUUAUCAAAGAAACAAAAAAAAAACUUUUUCUAUAUUGCACGUGAUAAUAUUGAACAUAGUUCAUUUAUAUUAGGUGGACUUUGGGGUGCAGCUUUAGUACGUGCUCGUCAUACUUUAAUUAAUAUUUUUCAACCGAUGCUUAUACCAUCAAUAGUUAAGUAUUAUCAUGGUAUUGGGGAUCAGACGUUUCUAAACGAUUAUGUUGGUGAUCGUGUUAAAAAUAAUUCUUUAAUAUUUGAUAGUUAUUUUUGUGAAAGUCUUGGUGGUCGACCAUUUCUUUCUCAGCGACCGAUGCAUGGAUGUUUUCUUGGAUGUAUAAGACCAUGUUGUAACAAUGUCGUAAAUGUUCAUUUUAAUGAAACUCGAAUACCUUGUCCAAUCAAAUGUAGACCAAAAAAACAUCCUGAUUGGAUUUAUUGUUAA
This is a messenger RNA of Rotaria sordida, 990 nucleotides long. NCBI's taxonomy places the organism in Eukaryota, Metazoa, Rotifera, Eurotatoria, Philodinida, Philodinidae. The record is from the annotation of a GenBank genome assembly.